Rosa chinensis is the source of this 447-nucleotide messenger RNA. RefSeq names its product secreted RxLR effector protein 161-like. Lineage: Eukaryota; Viridiplantae; Streptophyta; Magnoliopsida; Rosales; Rosaceae. The transcript has a single exon. Bases 1 to 447 code for a protein of 148 amino acids. The record is from RefSeq and is a predicted model, not a curated record.
AUGGAAAUCUGUGCUAAUGGUGAAGUUCCAAUGUCUAAGGGAGAUAAACUAACCAAGAAUCAGUGUCCUAAAAUGGAUAUUGAGAAAACUGAGAUGGAGUCAAUACCACAUGCUAGGCUGGUAGGGAGUUUGAUGUAUGCACAAGUCUGUACAAGGCCAGACUUGUCUUUUGCAGUUGGAAUGUUAUCCAGGUUUCAGUCAAAUCUUGGACAUGAGCAUUGGACAGCUGGUAAGAAGGUUCGAAGAUACCUGCAAAGGACCAAAUACCAUAUGCUUGUGUAUAAACGUGUGAAAAAGCUAGAAUUAGUUGGCUUUACAGAUUCAGAUUUUGCUGGGAAUUAUCCCACGUCUAUGAAGUCAACCUGUGGCAAUGUUUAUAUGCUAGCAGGUGGUGCAGUAGCUUGGAAAACAAUGAAACAGUCAUUGAUAGCUACUUCCACCAUGUAG